Entrophospora candida is the source of this 1572-nucleotide messenger RNA. The record is from the annotation of a GenBank genome assembly. NCBI's taxonomy places the organism in Eukaryota, Fungi, Glomeromycota, Glomeromycetes, Entrophosporales, Entrophosporaceae.
AUGGGUGAACAAGCAAAAUCAAUACAAUUUGAAGGAAUUUUUUAUGGACUUUCAAAUUUUCCAGGAAUUCUUAAACUCGCUUCAAGUGGGCUUGGUUGGAAGACAUCGUACACUAGUAAUAUUGUUACAAUCUCUGCUGAAGAAUUUAAGAAAAUCCAAUGGUAUAGAGUAGCUCGAAAUUAUCAGUUGUGUGUAAUUUUGAAGAGUGGGAAUUCUGCUCGAUUUGAAGGAUUUUCACAAGAGUCAUUAGGAACCCUUAAAGAUUUUAUAAAAUUAAAUUAUAAAAUGACAUUGGAAGUGAGGGAACUUAGUCUAAAAGGAUGGCAUUGGGGAAAACAUGAAUUUCAAGGAACACGGCUAGCAUUUGCUGUUAACAAUAAAACAGCAUUUGAAAUUCCUUUAUCACAAGUAGCCAACUCUAAUAUAGUAAAUAGAAAUGAUGUCUGUCUUGAGUUUACACUAUCUGAACCAACAUCAAACAAUUCAACUAAAGGAUCUCAAACUCAUGAUCCAGUUGAAAUGAGAUUUUGUAUACCAGGGACAUCAAUAGUUAAAGACGAGAAUGCUGAGAGUGGAAAAGAGGAGGUGGAAGAUGAAGAGAUGGAGGAUGUGGAAGAUGGCGAGGGUGGUGAAAAAAAAGAUAUUGAAGAAAUAAGUGCUGCAAAAUUGUUUCAUGAAACUGUUAAACACAAAGCAGACCUUGGACAAGUUUCAGGAGAAGAAAUUGUCUUAUUUCAAAAUAUCUUACUGCUUACACCUCGUGGGCGAUAUGAUAUUCAAUUAUUUGCAAGUUUCUUCCGAUUACGAGGAAAAUCAUACGAUUACAAAUUACCAUAUAAUAUUAUUGUCAAUUUAUUUCUAUUGCCAAAACUCGAUGAUCACCAUAUAAUGUUUGUUGUAAUGUAUCUAGUAUUGAUUGGUUUAGAUCCACCAUUAAGGCAAGGUCAGACAUCAUAUCCUUACUUAGUAUUACAAUUUGAAAAUGAACAAGAAUCUGACAUAUUUUUGAAUAUUGAUGAUGAGGUAAAUGAGAGAGAAUUUGAAGGUAAAUUGGAACCUAAAUACGAGAAACCUUUAGAUAAAACAUUUAGUCUUAUUUUUAGUAUAAUAACAAAAAAGAAAAUAAUAAAACCUGGAGGUUUCUUAAGUUCAGAGGAUAAGUCAGCAGUUAAAUGUUCAUUGAAAGCAAAUGAGGGUUAUUUAUACCCACUUGAAAAAUGUUUUAUGUUCAUUCCCAAACUUCCUACAUACAUACCAAUUCAAGAUACACUUAGUGUUUCAUUUUCCAGAGUAUCACAACAAUCCAAGAAGAGUACAGCAGUACCACAAGCUAGAACUUUUGAUAUAAAAUUUCAUACAAAAAAUGGCACGGAGUAUCAAUUCUCCAGCAUCAAUCGACAAGAAUUUGAAAAUUUAUUUAAAUUUUUAAAAGAAAAGAAUAUUCAUACAAUUAUUGAAUCGCCUGAUGAAGGCACAGUCAGUUAUGCUGAACUUAUUAAUGAAAUUGUCGAUGAAGAUUUUGAAGACUUUGAUGAAAGUGAUGUGACUGAAGAAUAUGAAGAAAAUCCUUGA